Molecule: messenger RNA, 6507 nt
Organism: Halichondria panicea
Lineage: Eukaryota; Metazoa; Porifera; Demospongiae; Suberitida; Halichondriidae
Product: adhesion G protein-coupled receptor L3-like
Exons: 27
Coding region: 2401-6306 (1301 amino acids)
Biological process (GO): cell surface receptor signaling pathway; adenylate cyclase-activating G protein-coupled receptor signaling pathway
Cellular component (GO): plasma membrane
Molecular function (GO): G protein-coupled receptor activity
Source: RefSeq, a predicted model, not a curated record
AUUGCCCUGAGGAUGAUUCAGAAAGGGAUAGCUCUAAGGACAGGCAGGAAAGGCUCUCAGAGUAGAAAACAGAAAAGUAUUGCAAGGUACGUAUACUUGCUCAGAAUCCAUUGUAGAUAUAUAUAUUUGAUCGAUAUAUACGUGUAUGCAUGCAGCUAGCCUCGACUCCAGCCCCUUCAAUAUAGUGGGCCUGGUAUUAAAUUUUACUGUUGGCACGUGGGUGGACAAUUAAUUUAUUAUUUACCGUAUUUUAUCUCAUUGAACGUUUAAAACAGUAUUCUAUCUUAUUGAACGAUGAUAAAAACAGAAAAAAGAAAAAGGAGAGGCUACCUCUCUGUAUAUACUGUAGACAGAGACAGCUAAGUAAAACCUCAGCUCUGUAGAUUUAUCCAUUAACUUGAGGCUCGGAUCGGACACACACUCAGGCGACAAGUCAAUCUCAUAAGAAAUUAGUUAAACCUGUGGGUAAAAAAUAAAUGUGGAUAAGUGCAGUGGCUGCGACGUAACAUAAUGUGAGGAUUACUUAUUGAUUUACACAAUAGAUUUACCAUUGAAAGCACUAUCCAUUAAUACACACUCAAGCAACAAGUCCCUCGGAUCGGAUACACACUCAGGCAACAAGUCCCUCGGAUUGUAAGCACAUUCAGGCAACACAUUUCUCGGAUCAGAUACCACGUACUUACUCUGUGACCAAUUUUCGGCAAAUGUCACAACAAUGCUUCCUUCCAGAGAGAAUGGCACUGAACGUUGAACAGACACACCAACACUUUGAAGAUGGCUUCACUAAGAUAAACAAGAGGAGAAAUCACCAUCACAACACUUCUUUCAGAGAGAGGUACACUGGUCCUGUCAAGCUUCACAUCAAUCAAGAAAGGGAGAGUCUGGAAAGCAGAUGGACUUGCCAUAGCCGGUCGGUACGGUAUCCACAUAAACACCAACGUACAGACACUUCAACGCCUCCAGCUGCUUGUCUUUCAAGACUAGACCUGGUUUUCCAACACAGGAUAACGCGUACACGAGAGCAGAAGAGAAGGUAGCAGCCAUUACUACUUGGACUAGAUUUCUUUUUUCAAUAACAUCAUUAUAUGAAACAAAUAUCAAUGUUUUACAACUAAAUGCGAAAAAAGAAUACUGCUACAAUUUACGAUUACCAACUAUAUAUUUGGUAUGUAUGGGCUAAUAAUCUAUAUAGACAAGACCCAUGCACAAAAACAUUAUAAUUAUAACGAGUGUUGCAAGCGUGCACUUGCUAAUGCCUCUCGCCAUAUUUUUGCUUUCGCUCAAAAGUAUUAGAGUGUUAUAGAAGAGGUAAAUAAUUGGAUCCAAAUAAUUUGCAAUGUGCUUUAAUUGUUUCACAAGAAAGGGGUGUCCACAGUUAUUAAUAGUGCAUACUGAUCGUCUUAAAUGGCCUGUAGCCAAACAGUGGGAGCAAACUUUUGUCAAAGGCAUAGUCAUUAGUCUGUGAGAUAAGCAGAAUUCAAUCACAGAAAGUAGUAUCUAUAACAAGCAGUCUAAAAAGAGGAUUGUGGCUUACCAUGCAGGACCUCAACAUUGAUUUUGCUACAACUGGGUAUUGAGCGCGCAUGCGCAUUACAUCCAGGAAUAAGGGGUGUGUCUGCAAGAUCAAUAAUGCAAUGGCUACUAAAAUAGCUAGCUUCUUUAGCAGCUCUUUCUGACUCUUGUAGCUUACAAAAGCUAGCGCUUUAGUGCAAGGCUAACUCAUAAGUUGAAAAGAAAGUUUGUGCGAACAGAUGAUGCUAUGAAAGAUUCUGAAGAGACUGCAACAGCCUUCAAUGUGAGUCAAACUAGCCAUAACUUGAGAAAAAGAAGCUUUAGUUUGCUAAUUCACGAAUUAAAAUCCAAGAGAACGUGGCUAGAAGCCUAUAGAAGCUGUUAGUUUUCGUCGCAUUGCAACCGUUGAGCAGUUACAACUGGAACAGACACACAGACACACACACACCGCACAGUCAGCUUUACCGUAUCCCUCGUGCGGCUACGCCUCGAGGCAUAACAAUGUGGUAAGAUUGGCGGAGGAAACACCAAAAAAGAGUAGAAACAAGAAAGUGUAUGAGAGCAAUCACAUAACUCCAAUCCGUAAAAUAUUUUGAGUCAUGACCGACCUCUUCUAGGGGGAGACGGCCUCCAGUUCCUGAUCGUCACCAGGCAUAAAUUAUAACAGAGGUGAUUUACUGCACUCUGUUCUAUAUUAACACCGAGUGGAUUACCAAGGUUACACCAAACAUGUACAUGUGCAUGCUUGAGUACUCAUGCACACAUAAUAAUGAUCAUGCAUGAUAGCUAGCUCAUGUUGAGUGUAUUAUAAUUACAAAGCAACCAGGAAACUGUGGCUAUAGUAAUUCAAUUAUAACAAGUGGGCAGCUACCUGCACUCUGUUACACUAUGCAGCUCUAUAUAGGAAAGCUGCAUGUAGGGUCUAUAAGCUAUAGAAUGUCUAACUCUAGUAGGAUGUGGGUUCUUAGGCUCAUUUGUUUUGAGGCCUUGCUUGUAGGCCAAGUCUUCUCUCAAGAAUUAGCUUGUGAAAGAUUGACUGAAGGAGACCUGGGAACCACGGACUUGUCCUCAACUGGUUUGGUGGCUGCCGCUAUUAUCACAACAGUUGGUGAUGGCAUUGUCGUCUCUACUCGUCUGAUUCCUGGUAGCAUACAUAUUGUGUGUGAAGCCCAGCACGAGAUUCGAGAGAGAUACAGAUACACAUCAGCUCUCUUUUCUUAUGUCUGUACCACUACUGGUACCAUGCUUGAACGCUGUGAUAAUACUACAGUCAUCAGAGAUCAACUAACUUUGAUCUGUGACGCUCGUACCUGGUCUCUCUCUAGUUCUCUCUUCAGCAAUCCUGAGUUUGCCCUAACAUCAAAUCCGUCGGCCAAUUCGUCAACUUCACUAGCCUCUACUUGUUCAUUGUGCGUCCCUCCAGACAAUCCUUUGGUUGACUUUGUUGGCUUGGCGGUUUCAAACGUUACCCAUUGUGUUGAAUGUAACUGUACUGUUGGUCUUGGACGCUGUUUUGGCCCAGAUUUUAAUGACCAGACUUGUUGCAACUACUUUAACGAGAGUAGUUGUGUUGAAAGCUGCCCUCUAGGUCAAGUAUCUGGUACCAACUUUGUAUGUGGAUGUUCGACACUGAAUGAUGCAAAUGGAGAGUUUUCGUAUAGUAAUGAUACAGACAUUGGUAGUGUGGCCACUCUUACGUGUAAUAACGGUUAUGAAGAUAACAACUCACCAGCUACUUGUACGCCAUCUGCUGUCUGGACUACCACACCAAUUUGUACAUCUCUCUGUAUGGUGUUGCCCUUAUUGGUUAAUGGAGAGAUUUCCUACACUAAUCCCCCCAACAAACUAGGAGCUGGCACCAAAGCAAAUUACACUUGCAUCCCAGGAUUCCUGAUAGAUCCUGAGAAUGGACAUACAAGAACAUGUCUGACUGGUGGAACGUGGUCAGGCACGAAUUCAUCAUGCCGCGGACAAUCAAGACAAUUAAGUGGAGACCUGAGGCUGGUAGACAGCUCAGGCCAAACAGAAGGCUGCUCUGGCAGACUGGAGGUCUAUUACAGUGGACAAUGGGGGACAGUGUGUGAUGACAGCUUCGGCCCAAAUGCUACAAGAGUGGCUUGUCGUCAACUAGGGUUCUCAACCUACACUCAAUUCGGAACAGUUGGAGCGCUAGGUUUCUCUCAACCUUCAUCAUCCACUCCGAUAUGGGUGGACGAGCUUCGUUGCUUAGGAACUGAGAGCAGACUCAUUGAUUGCCCUGCUAACGCUAUCGGAGUUGAAGAUUGCACCCAUUCAGAAGAUGUGGCCUUAAUCUGCACUGAAAGUAUUGAAAGAUGUUCGACACUGAAUGAUACAAAAGGAGAGUUUUCGUAUAGUAAUGAUACAGACAUUGGUAGUGUGGCCACUCUUACGUGUAAUAACGGUUAUGAAGAUAACAACUCACCAGCUACUUGUACGCCAUCUGCUGUCUGGACUACCACACCAAUUUGUACAUCUCUCUGUAUGGUGUUGCCCUUAUUGGUUAAUGGAGAGAUUUCCUACACUAAUCCCCCCAACAAACUAGGAGCUGGCACCAAAGCAAAUUACACUUGCAUCCCAGGAUUCCUGAUAGAUCCUGAGAAUGGACAUACAAGAACAUGUCUGACUGGUGGAACGUGGUCAGGCACGAACGCAACAUGCCGCGAGUUCGAUGGCGGCUGUAAAGUAGAUUUUGAUUUGACCUGGAAUAUAGAGUGGCCAAACACACCCAGCGGCUCAACUAGCACACAGCAAUGUCCUGGAGGGAACUCUGUCACUGGCCAAGCAACAAGGCUCUGUAAUAGUGACGGAGAAUGGGAGGAUCCGAAUGUAUUAAGUUGUCAGCAAAUGGAGUUUAUUGAAAUAGAAUUCCAGAUCUCUAAUCUGUCUGACACCCUGGACUCUGCUACUAUUGUAAAGAACACAGUAGUAAUCACUCAGCAACUAGCAAUGAUCACUGUAGCUGAUACCACUCCACUGCUGCCCUCCUCCCUCAACACGACUAAUCAAGUGUUGACUGCUGUUAUAAAAGCCCUGGAACAAGUGGGAAAUGAUGCAGUAACCACAGAAACCAACAAGCUUAUUGUGGAUGUCUUCAGUAAUAUCUUGGAGAGAAAUAACUCAAUAACUUGGAUGGCUUUGCAAGAGAAUACAGGAGGUAGUCAAGUGCUUCUCAGCAACGCAGAGAGGUUUAGUGUACUGCUGGCUCACUCUCAGAGUGGAAAUGACUCAACCAAGCCUGUCAGAAUAUCAAGGCCCAAUAUUGCGAUUUCUGCUAAGCUGUAUGAUGGAUCUCAAAUGGAUGAGCUCAAGAAUGACCUAACCUUCCCUCAAAAGGAAGAUUUGGCGAACUAUUCCAUUUCUGAAUCAGCGGUUGUUCCCGCUCAGAUAAGUAUUCCUCCAGGGUUUCUACAAGAAAGGCUGAGUCAGCAAAAUGGUAGUAGACUACCGGUUACGUUCAUCCUGCUUCAAAACCUAGAGGCUUUCCUUCCCUCCUCUGCUCGUGGACUAGGUGACAACACUGGAAGUGCUUCAGUAGUAAUCUCGUCCCAGGUCGGAGAUAGGGGCCUCACUGGUGCAUCUGUGUCACUCAAAGAAUCUCCGAUCCUCUUAAAUUUCAGUCUCCAAUCUGUCCAAGUUAAUGAAAGUACAGUUCAGUAUCAUUGCGUUUUCUGGAAUUUCUCAGAUCCUGUUGGUAACGGAGGAUGGAUUACUGAUGGAGUGAACACUGUGGGGAAUGCUUUAGACAGAGCAGGCAGGAGUACUGUCAAUUGUACAAGUUCUCAUCUAACCAGCUUUGCAGUACUCUUCACUGCUGUUAGAACGAAUGAAACCAGAGGAGAUGAAUUUGCUCUUGAAUUGGUGUCCUAUAUUGGCUGUACUAUCUCUAUCAUCAGUCUUCUGCUUGCUGUCAUCUUCUAUCUUGUUCAAGGGAAGACGUUGUUUACUUCCGUCCACAACUUUGUUCAUCUGAACCUCUGUAUUUCACUGCUUCUAUCCUAUUCCGUUUUUGUUGCUGGAGUGAGUACUGCCGUCGGCAAUACUGUUGGAUGUGCGUUUGUUGCUGCUCUACUGCACUACUUGCUCCUGUCAAGUUUCUGCUGGAUGUUGUGUGAGGGAGUGAUGCUCUACCUGAUGUUGGUAGUGGUGUUCAGUCGGCUUGCAAAGACAUGGUGGUUCUUUCUACUCCUCGGUUAUGUGACUCCUAUUCCAAUAGUUGCUGUAACAGUGGGCAUCAGGUGGCAGUACUAUGAAACCCUUGAUGUCUGUUGGCUGCCACGGACAGAAGGAACUAUUUUCGGAUUCAUUGUGCCAGUUCUUGUCAUUAUGGUGAUUAAUUUUGUAUUCAUUGUCAUCGCCCUGAGGGUGACUCUGAAGAACCUGAAAGGAAGAGCUGUAAGGACAGGCAUGAAAGACUCUCAGAGUGGAAAACAGAAAAGUAUUGCAAGAUCCAUUUUACUGGCCACUGUUGUCCUUCUUCCUCUCCUUGGUCUAACUUGGCUAUUUGGUCUCCUCGUGAUCGUUGCUACAUCGCCUGUCUUUGAUUGGCUCUUCACAAUACUCAAUUCACUCCAGGGCUUGGCUAUACUAUUCUUUCAUGUGAUCAGGAGUGAUAAGGUGUGGAGUAGAAUUGGUCCGCAUUUCUCAUCUGCUAUGGACUUACAAGAAGUGGAAGAUGAAUCUCCUCCAAUGCAAACAAUUCAUUUUCAGUUUAAAUUUAAAGGAGCUACGGUAGUUGUCUACCCUAAUGCUGGUGUAUCUACUGCAGAAUUAUAAUUAUAGGCCAGUGUGAAGUACGUAUUACUUCUAUCGAUUAGUUCAUAGUUUAUAGUGUCAACGGACAUGUAUUGUGCUAAACCUUUACAUUAAUUUACACAUAUCAAAAUUAUCUGUUAGUUAAAGAUUAUUAGCCAUUAUAAAUUUUUAUGACAAUUGUAUAUAAAUUAAAGUCUCGCAAAAACAUUUGCAACGUGAAAA